AUCUCCUUCUCAGUCUCGUCUCCCGUCAUCCAUCCACUCUCCUUGAAAUAAUGGCUGCAAACAUUAUCGACGCGGUCACCGCGCAGGCGUCCUUCCCGGAAUCCAACCCCUUCGGGCUCGUCACCAACGGCGAGGCCAACCCCAUGCUCAUCCAGAUCACCAACUCUGGCGAGAACAACUUUACUCUCGUUUCCGCCUCGGCCUCGUACCACGACACCAACAAGCACUGGAAGCUUGUUAAGAAUGCCACUGUCACUAAGCUCAACCUCCCCGUCAACGCCGGCGCCAACUUCACCGCCCCGUACAACCUGAACUCGGAGCUCCGCUCGGCUGAGCACGGCCUCACCGUCUGGGUCGACCUCAAGCACGGCAAGGAGCUACACCGCGUCACAGCCUUCAACUCGACUGUCUCGGUAGUCGAGCCCGCCACCUCGUGGUUCGACCCUCAGGUUAUCCUCAUGUACCUGAUCGUUGGCGCUGCCCUCCUCGGCGCGGGUUACUUUGCCUUCACCACCUACUUCGCUCCUCCCAAGAAGACGCGCAAGGGCGCACGCAAGCACGCCAAGGCCGCCCCUGCUGUUGUCGAGGGCACGAUCUCGGACACGGCCAAGGGCGCGUACGAUGAGGACUGGAUCCCGGCCCAGCACAAGCGCCGCACCAAGGACGGCGCGACGUCCGGCGGCGAGGCGACGAGCGGCGCCGAGAGCGGGCCCGAGAAGGCUCGCCGGAGGAGGGCGCGCAAGUAAUUGGGGGGGGGGG
Cutaneotrichosporon oleaginosum is the source of this 759-nucleotide messenger RNA. RefSeq lists its product as uncharacterized. The record is from RefSeq and is a predicted model, not a curated record. Lineage: Eukaryota; Fungi; Basidiomycota; Tremellomycetes; Trichosporonales; Trichosporonaceae. Gene Ontology annotation, cellular component: endoplasmic reticulum membrane; endoplasmic reticulum.